AUGGCUUCGUCAAGCAACGACACUCCACGUGCUAUAACAACAGAUAACAUAUUGAGCGAAGGUGGACAAAGAGAGGAUUUUUCAGUCGAAGAUGAAUAUAUUUACGAUGAUUAUGAUUUCGAACCGCUUCUAAGUUCUCAUGGAGAUACGGAAUUUUCACGGCAAUAUCAAGGACGGAAGUAUUCGCUCUUGAGGCCAAAUGGUACAGCUGACGCUAGUACGGUAAUUCCAAUUAAAUGCAGAACCAGACGAUGUGUUUGGCGAAUUUUUAUCGCUUUACUUUUGUGCGGAUUUGGUGGUCUGUGCGGCUAUCUGAUAACUGAAAAAUACGAUAAGUGCAGUUUGGCGACCAGAGACUUCAACAGUUUUCACAAGCAGUUUGUUCUUCAAACAUCCAGCAGAAAUAUAGAGCAAUUUUUGAGGUAAGUAACCGCUUAGUGCCUUCAUUUUUAGUGAUUUAAGUGAAUUAUCCCGAGUUCGCGUCAUGUUGCGUGCUAAUAAAUCAGUUCUAUGACGUGAAGUAAGGUCACGUUGCAGAAACAAGUUUACAUUCAUUCUCAAAACCCGAACAUUAGGAGUGAAAUUAAACUGAGGAACAGCGCGUUUCUUUUAUAAGUGUCAUUUAGCAACGUUGCCGGGAAGCGACGGUAAUCAACAGUCAGAGAUGGUUUUUUUAAUUUUUAAAAAUUUUUAAAAAUUUUUAAAAAUUUUAAAAAAAGGGGAGAUGUUGGGGGAGAUACAAGGGGGAAAAUUUAAAAAAUAAAAAGCAAAGUGAUUACAUUUGAGUGUUAAUAUAUAUUUGUACUACUACUACUACUACUACCACUACUACUACUACUACUAAUAAUAAUAAUAAUAAUAAUAAUAACAACAAUACGAGCAUGGUAAGAGAGCAUACAUAUCCCAGAAAACGUGGUAGAGAAUGACGAAGUCAAACUGCUGUGGGAUUUUACAAUCCAAAGUGAUGAUGAUGAUGAUGACGAUGAUAAUGAUGGUGACGAAGAUGACGAUACAAAGGGAAACAAGCCAGCAGGAAUACAAGAUUUUUGUGUACUUCUGUCACUAUCUAAGCACUGCUAA
This is a messenger RNA of Porites evermanni, 1080 nucleotides long. The record is from the annotation of a GenBank genome assembly. NCBI's taxonomy places the organism in Eukaryota, Metazoa, Cnidaria, Anthozoa, Scleractinia, Poritidae.